AUGGGCGCGACUACGCUCACCGGCAUUGUUACGAAAGCGGGAGUGAUGGCGAAGACGGUCACCAUGACCGUAGCCAAGACCAAGACGCACCCCAAGCUGCUCAAGACGUAUGUGCGGCACACGAAGUACCUCGUGCACGACCCCGACAACUCGCUGUCGAUUGGCGAGCACAUCCGUGCGCAGGCAUGCCGUCCACUGUCCGCGCGCAAGCGCUUCGUCGUGGUCGAGCGCCUCGGCUUCCAGAACGCGCCGAUGCACGACGAGCCCGAGUCGUCACAGGCCCUGCACCGCGCCAAAACAGAGGCGGCCAUGUCCGCCGCGCAGCGUGAGUGGAUCAAGAUCGAGCAGCGCGUGAAGAACGAGUCCAAGGCGCGCGUGUAG
This is a messenger RNA of Malassezia sympodialis ATCC 42132, 381 nucleotides long. It is a transcript of the gene MRPS17, whose product is annotated as mitochondrial 37S ribosomal protein uS17m. Gene Ontology annotation, cellular component: mitochondrion; ribosome. The record is from RefSeq and is a predicted model, not a curated record. Lineage: Eukaryota; Fungi; Basidiomycota; Malasseziomycetes; Malasseziales; Malasseziaceae. Gene Ontology annotation, molecular function: structural constituent of ribosome. Gene Ontology annotation, biological process: translation.